UAAUCCAUCCUGGAUCAAUAAAAUAUUGGCUGAAUUUGUACUACUUGCAAGAGCAACUGCAACGAUGAGGGCAACAAUAUAUAUUUGGAUGCUCGGGCUAAGCCUACUGGCAGUGGAUGCACAGCAUGACCGAACGAUAGGUAUUGAAUCUCAAGUUCAACUACUACUGGGACAACUCGCGCUAAGCAAGAACCGAUGCCCGAUUCUAUCGCCUCGGCGCAGAAGGUGCUUGGCGACACCGCUGACUGUAUGUUCUACACGACUACCCAGACCACACAGAUACAGAUGGACUGAGAACCGUUUAGCCUGCUACGCCUGCUCGUCGCCUUGCUCUCGCGCUGUCUGCUGUCAUGGAGAAUUCCCCCAGUGUUGCUCAGAUGGCGUCUAUUGCUAUUGCUGCCAAGACUGAUUGUUUCUGGUGUCUUGUUCGAAGGAGUCAACCAGGGCAAAUAUUCAUGUAAACUUAAUCGCUAGGCUUUAGCUAGAUUGGCACAUCGAGACGAUGUCGUCUGGGAUGUA
Molecule: messenger RNA, 519 nt
Organism: Aspergillus piperis CBS 112811
Lineage: Eukaryota; Fungi; Ascomycota; Eurotiomycetes; Eurotiales; Aspergillaceae
Exons: 2
Coding region: 65-409 (114 amino acids)
Source: RefSeq, a predicted model, not a curated record